AUGCGGGAGCCGCUGCGGGGCCCCCCGGGGGGGCUCCGCAAGGAGCCGGGCCGCGCUCCCCCGCGCUCCGCCGCCUCCAGCGGCUUCCACUCGUGGUCGGGCCCGGUGGGGCGAGCUCGGGGCGGGGGAGGCGGCGGCAGCGCGGCCGCUUCCUCCACCGAAAGCCUGGACUCGCUGAACGGCGAACCGCGGGCUCGGAACGAGAAAGAGCUGCUGCAGGUGCUGAACGAUCGUUUCGCCGGUUACAUCGAACGGGUGCGGGCGCUGGAGCAGCAGAACCGGGCGCUGGCGGCGGAGGCGGCGGCGUUGCGGCAGCAGCAGGCGGGCCGCUCGGCCAUGGGCGAGCUGUACGCCCGGGAGCUGCGCGAUAUGCGGGGCACCGUCCUGCGGCUGGGCGCCGAGAAGGGGCAGCUUCUCCUUUCCCUCGUUGCAGUGAGGCUGGACAAGCUCUCGGAGGUUGCCAAGGUGAACACAGACGCCAUCCGCUUGGCCCAGGAGGAGAUCUGCGAGUACCGCCGCCAGCUCCAGUCCAAGACCACCGAGCUCGAAGCCCUCAAAGGGACCCAGGAGUCACUGGAGAGGCAGAGACAGGACUCGGAGGAGCGCCAUCAUGCAGAUGUCCUGUCCUACCAGGAAACCAUCCAGCAGCUUGACAGCGAGCUGAGGAACACCAAGUGGGAGAUGGCAGCUCAGCUCCGGGAGUACCAGGAUCUGCUCAACGUCAAAAUGGCCCUGGACAUUGAAAUUGCUGCCUAUAGAAAGCUCUUGGAAGGGGAGGAAUAUCGGAUCGAGUCUGGCUUUGGGAUGCUCUCCUUCCCUGAGGUGGUCCCCAAGGCUCCCAGCAUCACCACCAACAUCAAGGUGAAGAGUGAGGAGAAGAUCAAGGUGGUGGAAAAAUCUGAGAAGGAGACAGUGAUUGUGGAGGAGCAGACAGAGGAAAUCCAGGUGACCGAGGAGGUCACAGAGGAGGAGGAGGCUGAGAAAGAGGCUGAAGAGGAGAAAGCUGAAGAGGAGGAGGAAAAAGAGGAGAAAGCUGAAGCAGAAGGUGAAGAGGAGGCCAAGUCUCCUGCAAAAGAGGAAGCCAAGUCCCCAGAGAAACCCGAGUCCCCCUCAAAGGAGGAGGCCAAGACCCCAGCUGUUACGUCCCCUGAAAAGCCACCAACCCCCUCAAAGGAGGAGGCCAAGACCCCGGCAGUGAAGUCCCCAGAGAAACCUGCAACCCCCUCAAAAGAGGAGGCCAAGAGCCCAGCUGUCAAAUCCCCGGAGAAACCUGCAACCCCCUCAAAAGAGGAGGCCAAGAGCCCAGCUGUCAAAUCCCCGGAGAAACCUGCAACCCCCUCAAAAGAGGAGGCCAAGACUCCAGCAGUCAAAUCCCCUGAAAAGCCCCCAACGCCCUCAAAGGAGGAGGCCAAGACCCCGGCAGUGAAAUCCCCAGAGAAACCUGCAACCCCCUCAAAAGAGGAGGCCAAGAGCCCAGCUGUGAAGUCUCCAGAGAAACCCCCAACCCCCUCAAAGGAGGAGGCCAAGACUCCAGCAGUCAAAUCCCCUGAAAAGCCCCCAACGCCCUCAAAGGAGGAGGCCAAGACCCCGGCAGUGAAAUCCCCAGAGAAACCUGCAACCCCCUCAAAAGAGGGGGCCAAGAGCCCAGCUGUCAAAUCCCCAGACCAGAGAAACACCCCCUUGAAAGAAGAGGCCAAGACCCCAGAGAAAGUGAAGUCCCCAGAGAAACCCGCACCCCCUGCAAAGGAAGAGGCCAAGGCCCCAGCUGUCAAAUCCCCAGAGAAACCCCCAACCCCCUCUAAAGAGGAGGCCAAGACCCCGGCUGUGAAGUCCCCAGAGAAGCCCCCAACCCCCUCAAAGGAGGAGACCAAGACCCUGACCGUGAAGUCCCCCGAGAAAGUAAAAUCUCCCGUGAAGGAGGAGGCCAAGUCUCCACAGAAGGAAGCGGCCCCAGCCAAGGAGCCCACCCCCUCCCCUCCAAAGGAGCCAAAAGCCCCCACAAAGGAAGAGCAGCCCAAGGAGGUGAAGGCUCCCUCCAAGCCUGGAGCUGAGGAGGGCAGGGAAGAGGAAGCUCCUAAGAAGGAUGUCCCAGCCAAGGUGGAGGAGAAGCCCAAAGAGAAGGCGGCUGCUGUGCCAGAGCCUCCGGCCCCACAGGUGAAGGAGACCACCAAGCCGGGCCCCAAACCCGCAGAAGAAGGAAAGGCUGAGAAGGAGGCUCCGCCAAAACCUCAGCAGGAGGUCAGCAAAGCGGCUGCGAAGGAGGCCGAGAAGCCAAAGGCCAAGGAGAAGGUGGAGGAGCCCAAGAAGGAGAAGGCGGAGGAGCCCAAAGCUAAAGCAAAACCCAAAGACGAGCCCAAAGCCAGUCAGGAGCCCCCCAAGGCCGAGGCCCCCUCCAGCAAGGAGGGCAAAGCCCCAGAGCCGGCACCCGCCGCAGGGAAGAAGUGA
Nipponia nippon (crested ibis) is the source of this 2445-nucleotide messenger RNA. The record is from RefSeq and is a predicted model, not a curated record. Lineage: Eukaryota; Metazoa; Chordata; Aves; Pelecaniformes; Threskiornithidae.